CGCUGCCAGACGUGCGGGCGAGUGGGGACUGCUUUCCCGCUACUGGGCGGAGCGGGACGCUUUACUUGGGGAAAUGCGGCACCAGGUCGAGGCGACGAGCACGCGGAGCGUGUUUGGCAUCAGCUUAAGAAUGCUGCACUACUUUACGGACGCGACAGUGAACGUCGAGCGACGGGCGAUCAUGCGGCUGGACCACUUGCAAGACGAUGA
This is a messenger RNA of Amoebophrya sp. A120, 210 nucleotides long. NCBI's taxonomy places the organism in Eukaryota, Dinophyceae, Syndiniales, Amoebophryaceae. The record is from the annotation of a GenBank genome assembly.